AGUCGAUUAGUCAUUUAGAAAUAGUAGGCGUCGAAGUGCACUAGAACUCGGCAAAUCUGAAACAACUCGAGAUGCAGUAGUAGGCGGUGACGCGAUCAUUCUAGUCUCGAGCGAUGUGACUCAUCCAAGUGUGCCGAUUUGAUCACCUGCGUUCAGUGAUUUCAGUCAAAGCCUACCAUGAUUAGGAGGAUGAAGAGAAACCGAGUGGUGCUGUACGCGACAAUUGCGGUGCUUUGCCUACUUUUGGGCGUUAGUUUCAUAGUUCACACGCAGUGUCUUAGGCCGUCAAUCAGUUAUUAUCAAAUCUUGCGGGAAAACAUCGCAAAAACUAGUCUGAUGGAACCCCGCACGAAAACCAUCCUACUCUACACCAACUUUUUCGACGUCAAAAAUUGGAAACUCUCGGCGGAAACCGUCGGUCCGGACUACUUCCGCUCCCUCAACUGCCCGGUCACGGACUGCGUCCUCACCAACAACCGGCACCACCUGGACUCGAUGACCGACUACGACGCGCUCGUGUUCCACAUCGCCGAACCAUGGGCGUACUCACUGUUCGAAAAGGUCCCCUCCCUUCGAACCCCGUCCCAGAUUUACGUGGCCGCCAACAUGGAGUCGCCGGCGCACACCAAGCACCUGCUGGAAGGGGACGCCAACUUCUUCAACUGGACCAUGACCUACCGGCUGGACUCGGACGUCGUCUGGAACUACAACAACGUGGUCGAGCUGGACGCCGAUGAUCGCGCGUUUGUGGGCCCGUCCCAGCGGCCACAGUGGCGCCGCGGUGCGGACGACUAUCGAAACGAGACGCUGGAGGAGCUGGCGCGGCGCAAGGACAAGAUGGCGGCCCAGUUUGUGUCGCACUGUGAAACCUUUUCCGGUCGGGAUCGGCUGGUUCAGGAGAUUCAGCGGCUGAUGCCGGUCGAUGUGUACGGGAAGUGCGGAACCAUGGAUUACUACCAAAUCGUGGACGCCAAACUCGCAAACAACACAACAACCAAGUUCAUCCUCACCUACACCAACUUCUUCGGCAGCAACAACUGGGACCUCAAAGCGGAAACCGUCGGUCCGGACUACUUCCGCUCCAUCAACUGCCCGGUUACGGAUUGCAUAGUCACAAACCGCCAAGAUCUCCUACCCUCGAUCGCACACUUUGACGCGCUGGUCUUCCACGCCGCCGAGCGGUGGUCCCAACCGAUCCCGACGAUUCGGUCGCCAUCUCAGCUGUACGUGGCGGCCAUUUUGGAAUCGCCGGCGCACACCAAGCAUGCGCUGGAAAGGGAGGCCGGCUUUUUCAACUGGACCAUGACGUACCGAACCGAUUCGGACGUGCUGUGGAGUUAUGCGAGGGUUGUUGAGGACGGUGGCGAUCAGAGGGUGGUUGCUCCGGCGGAGCGGGUGCACUGGGUGCAGAACGGGUUUCGGAAUUACUCGAGUCAAGUGUUGCUUGGAUUGGUGGGGAAGAAAACAAAGAUGGCGGCGCAGUUUGUGUCGCAUUGUGGGUCCAUUUCGAGGAGGGAUCGAUUGGUGAAACAAGUUCAAAAGUUUAUUCAAGUUGACGUGUUUGGAAGCUGCGGGACGAUGGAAUGCCCCCGCGGAUCUCCCCGCUGCUCCCGCAUGCUCACCGACGAGUACCGGUUCUACUUCGCCUUCGAGAACUCCCUGUGCCGGGAUUACGUGACCGAAAAGAUGUACAACGCCAUGGAUAACUACAUCAUCCCUGUUGUGUUUGGCGGCGUGGACUACUCCAAGUUUGUCCCACCCCAUUCGGUGAUUGACGUUCAGCAGUUUGGCACGGUGGAGGAGUUGGUGGACUAUUUGAAAUUUUUGGCGGACAACCCGGAAGAGUACGUGAAGUACUUUUGGUGGAAGGAACACUAUCGGAUCACGGGGAGUCAACCGUUCUGUGAGUUGUGCCGGAAGUUGCACGAUAUUGGGACGCGGGAAAAGUCCCAGCACUAUAGGGACAUUAAGGCGUGGUGGUUUGACGGUGCGUGUCAAGCUAGGGCGAAAAUUGAGUUUUAAGAAGUGUGAUUUUUUG
This is a messenger RNA of Culex pipiens pallens (northern house mosquito), 2038 nucleotides long. RefSeq names its product alpha-(1,3)-fucosyltransferase C-like. The record is from RefSeq and is a predicted model, not a curated record. Gene Ontology annotation, cellular component: membrane. The transcript has 3 exons. Gene Ontology annotation, molecular function: alpha-(1->3)-fucosyltransferase activity. Lineage: Eukaryota; Metazoa; Arthropoda; Insecta; Diptera; Culicidae. Bases 178 to 2022 code for a protein of 614 amino acids.